This is a messenger RNA of Vitrella brassicaformis, 1862 nucleotides long. NCBI's taxonomy places the organism in Eukaryota, Vitrellaceae. The record is from the annotation of a GenBank genome assembly.
GGCAGCACAUAUUCAUAGUCGUUACGCUGCGCUGCGAUCGAUUGCGCGUGCCCCCCCAUCCACUGACUCACUCACCCGGCCACCAACCGCAAGGCAAGAAAGGCUCACUUCCAGCCAGCCACCAGUCGACUCACCACAAACCACACACAAAUCCAAUAUAUCCCAAAUAGGUCCUGCCCUCGCCCGCCCCUUGUAUGUAUCUACUUCGCCUUGACAAGUGCGGGAAACUCCUCUGGCUGAGUGUCCUCCUCGAAGACUUCGCUGAACUUCUCCACGACCACCUUGCAGGCCUGGCACUCCUUGUGGAUGGUGGCGUCGUAGUACCUGCCGGGGAAGUCGUUGAAGUCGUCUCCGAAGGGGUCAGACAGCUCUUGCGAUAUCGCCAAGAUGCCCUGAGUAAGAUAGAGAGAGACAGAUAAGCAGACAGCCGACGGAGGGAGGGAGGGAGGGAGGAGCAUUACGUCAAGUGAUUGUCUCUCUCUCUCUCUCUCUCUCUGUGUGUGUGUGUGUGUGUGGCUGUGUCUCUGUUUCGUCAGGUACGUUGUAGACGAAAGGGAUAACGAACACCACACCCAGGUUGAUCACCAUCAACACCCAGUGCUGCACACACACAUACACACAUGUGACAAAGAGGGUUCACACCACACCGGCCGCCUCAAUUGUUCUUUCCUCUGCUGCAGGGAACCAACCUUCUGGUGUGCAUGUUAAGGGUGAUCUUGAAGCCGAAAGCGAUGGCGAUGAGGAUGUUGUUGAUCUUGACAAUGGUCGAUAUCAUGUGCACAUAGGCCAGGGGCAGCGGGCAAGUGAUGGCCCUCAAUAUCACGGCGGCCCCGUCGCGCCCCCGGGCUGCCGUGGCGUAGAGCGUGUUGACGAUGGGCGGCCCGGGCAGUUUCUUCUGCUGGUCGAAAUGGGCGAUGAUGGCAGUCACCCACGCCCAGAUGCAGCACGGCACACGAUACUCCACCUCUUCACGCAGGAUGUCUUACGAUGCACAGAGAGAGAUGGGUACAGAGGAACACGGUGCAGCGCAUUCUUACCGUGUUCCUUUGCCGUUAGGAGUCUGCGAUCGACGAGGUCGUCGAAUCUCCCUUCGCUGCGGGACGAGAAGAUGCACGCGAGCGAUGCGCGGCCGUAGCGGACCACACUGCACACACCAAGAGAGCCAGAGAGAGAGAUAGAGGUUGGAUGUAUUUGUGGUGCGCCUGUGAGUCAGCGACUUGUGUAUGAGUCUUUUGUCCUGUUCCGCCACGCCCCCGCCGUAGCUCUUGACAUAUGUGUUGAGUAGGAAGCUCAGCUGACACGUGGCACCCCAUAUCUGCCCAAUGCCCUCGGUCCGGAUGUUCCACCUACACAACACAAACCACAGAGGCGGCCGACUGAAUGAAUGCGGCAAAGCGAUUCGAUUCACCAUCUGCUGAUGUUAAAGUUGGUGAAAAGUCCCACGAUGAAAGCUGUGAGCCCAGUCCAUGAUGUGUGUGUUCACGACGGACUCACCAUCCAUUGAAAAUGGUGGACACAUAACAUACCGCUCAUGGUGCAGAGGAACGUGGCGACGGACUUGACGGCGUUGGACUUGUCCUCCAGCCCCUCGUUCUUGUCGCCAGCCACAGACAGGUACAUCGUCACCACGAAGAACACUAUGGCGUAGUACAAAGCAGCCUCUAUCCUAAACACACACACCAAAGACACCAACACAGACAGCAUCAUGAUGCACACAGACACACAGACAGACAGACACCCACAUACACACACACUCAUCAUUGCAUUGCAAUGCGUAGGCUCGCGGCGAGAGAGAAGGCCUCCCCCCUCCCCCCUCCCUGCCCCUACCCCUACCCCACCCACAGCACACCGCACGCACACAU